Messenger RNA from Oenanthe melanoleuca, 2033 nucleotides. Its product is annotated as leucine-rich repeat-containing protein 14-like. Lineage: Eukaryota; Metazoa; Chordata; Aves; Passeriformes; Muscicapidae. Gene Ontology annotation, cellular component: cytoplasm. Bases 420 to 1907 code for a protein of 495 amino acids. The transcript is spliced from 3 exons. The record is from RefSeq and is a predicted model, not a curated record. Gene Ontology annotation, molecular function: protein binding.
GGCUGCUGCAAUGCGCAGACACGGAAGUGGAGCUUCCGUUCGGGCUGCGGGCGAGUUGGGGCUCCGGGCGGGCGAUGAGUGGGGGUCGCCAUGCUGGGGAGGGCGGCACCUCUUUUGGGGAUCCCUGAGGGGACUUUGGGAUGAUUUGCGGAUCCCGGUGGGAAUUUCGAAAUUUACGGAGAGGUUUGCGAUCCUUGAGAGAUUUUGGGAUGGCCUGGGUGGGAUGCGGGUACGCCGGGUGACCCUUUUAGGGAGCUGCGCUGGGGGUACCCUCACAAAACCGCCCUCACCUUCUCCCACACCUUCCCUAUUAUUCGGGAUAUCUUUGGAUUUGGGUAUUCCCUGGAAUUCUCCUCCACUUCCUCCUCAUCCUGGGAGUCCUCCCAAUUUCACCUAAUUCCCACAACCCCCCAGAAUCCAUGGAUUCUCUCCUUUUCCUCUGUGCCCGCCGCGUCGUCGCCCAGCGCCCUCUUCCCGCCCUUCCUGCCGAUCUCUAUCCCGUCCUUUUCCAAGCGGCAUUCCUGGAUGGAAGACCCCUGGUCCUGCGGGAUUUGGUGGCCACUUGGCCUUUCCCGGUGCUGAACUUGCAGCGGCUCGUGGGGCACCGGGAGCUGCUCCGGGAUCAUCCCUGCAAGCUCUGUGUCCAGGCCGUCAUCCUGGCCGUGGUGGCGCAGCUCCGGCGGGAACUGGAAGAGCCCGGCUGCCAUUCCAGCCUGCGUGUGCUGGACAUGACUGGACUCCCGGAUUCCACAUCCGGCCACGUUCCGGACAGGAUGAGCGUCUGGUCUGGCACUGUGGCUUUGGCCAAAGCUUGCAUGGAGGUGUCCAAGCACCAGCGGGAAUUCCAGCGGCGUGGAUCCAAGCGGCACAAAGGCCUCUCUGGAGAUGACAGGGCCACAGCCACUCCGCGGGCCCUGGGCAUUGCCAUCCAUGCUGACCUGUUCGUCAACGGAACGUCCUAUGGGAUCCUGCGUGACGCGCUCCAGACCAGAGCCGCUGGCCCACUGCGCCUCAAGUGCCGGGAAUUCCAAGCGGAAGAACUCUCGGCAUCUGGGAUCGUGACUUUGUUGGAAUCUCUGGAUCCUUCCUGUCUGCGGAGGGUGGAUCUGCGCUUCAAUAAUUUGGGAUUGAAUGGGCUUUCAGUGAUCCUGCCGCACCUCUCGCGCUUCCCAGAGCUGUGCAGCCUCAAGCUCCAGUACAGCAACGUGGACGUGCGGCGCCUGACUCCGGAAACAGCCGUCGGGAUCCGCUGCCUGGCUGGGCAGCUGGGAAUGUUGCCCAGCCUCCGGGAGCUCAACCUGGGAUCCUCCAGGCUCUCAGGAAAUCUACGACAGAUCCUUGGUGACCUCAGGGCUCCGUUAGAAAGCUUGGAAUUGGCCUUCUGUUCCCUCGUUCCUGCCGACCUUGCCUUCCUCUCCCAAAGCUUCCACGCUCCGGCCCUCAAAAAGUUGGAUCUAAGUGGCCACAACAUCUCCCAAGGCCUCCUGGAGCCGCUCCGGCUGCUCCUGGAGGAAACCUCAGCCUCGCUGCUGCACCUGGAUCUCAUGGAAUGCCGCAUGGCCGACUCCCACCUGGACGCGCUGCUCCCGACGCUCCGGCGCUGCUCCUGCCUGCGCUUCCUGGGACUCUACGGCAAUCGCCUGUCCAUGGCCGCGCUCAAGGAUCUGCUCCAGAAAACCUUGGAACUGCCAGAUCUCCACCUGGUUGUCUAUCCUUACCCAAUGGAUUGCUGCAAACCGGAGCCACCAGCAGAAUCCGGUUGGAAUUUUGAAGAGGUCAUGGAUGAGGAACUUUUGGCGGUGGCCAAGGCGGAAUUUAACCAAAUCUUGGAGAAUUCCAGGAGAACCAACCUUAUCUGGACUUACAACCCCUAUGGCCACAGAGACCUGGACUACUUCUCCUUGUGAUUUGAGAAAAGCUUGGAGCCUCCAUCAUAGAAAAGCAUCACCAUCUCCUUCCCGAAAUCCGGGAGUUUUCAGCCUCAUCCCAGUGCUUUGCCACCUCAUUCCAGUGGAAUUUUCUCUUUAUUUCAA